Messenger RNA from Miscanthus lutarioriparius, 750 nucleotides. Lineage: Eukaryota; Viridiplantae; Streptophyta; Magnoliopsida; Poales; Poaceae. The record is from the annotation of a GenBank genome assembly.
AUGGCAUCGACGUCGGCGCCACAGCGGUCUGCCGGAGGGCCGGCGGCGCAGACCGUCCUCCCUGACGAGAUCUGGGAGGAGAUCCUCCUGCGCCUCGACGCCGCGGCCGACCUGGCCCGCGCCUCCGCCGCCUGCUCCUCCUUCCGCCGCAUCGUCUCCGAGCCCCGGUUCCUCCGCCGCUUCCGGCCCCUCCGCUCCCCUGCAGUCCUGGGGUUCAUCACCGGCGAGAAUGACGAGAAGGAAUCGUUCAGAGUUAUCUGCACUGUGCAGCACAAAGGCAAAGGCAAGGUCAUGGUUUUCGUCUUCUCUUCCUGCAACCAGACGUGGCGAGGUAUUAUUAGCACGAUUUGUUUGCCUAAUGGAUUUAUUGAAUACGUGCCCUACUAUGCUAACGGCUGCUUGUACUGGAUGUUCCAUCGCAAGGGCUAUUCACUAAUGCUUGAUACAAGUGAGAUGAAAUUCUCCAUCAUUGACCUCCCGCCCCACAAUUUUGAGUCAAUACGUGCCAUUGUUGAGGAAGCGGAUGGCAGACUCGGGUUCUUAACUUUGGGUGACGUCACAAUUGACCUGUAUUGCAAGAAUUGGCAAAGCAAUGCUGUUGGCGCACAAGAGUGGCUGCAUAACAAGCUGAUUCCAUUGCCCAAAGAGUCUGGGAUCAACUAUAGUUGGGAUAUUGAGGGCACAGCAGGGAGUUACUUAGCUCUAGUAGCUUAUCACGAAAUCUGCGAUGAGUCUGCCGCCAAAAUCUGA